GAUAAAAAAAAAAGGACGCGAUAUUUUACGAUUUUAGAUUAAAGAAAUUUAUUUCGUAAUAGUUGUAAACAAUCGUACAAGUACCGGUUACCUUAUGAUGGUGUUUUUAUCACAUAAUUGCGGUAUAGCUGAUCAAAGCGCGAUUUCCUUUCUUGCCCAACUUAAUCUAAUCAAAGAAGAAGACAGCAUAUUAUUAUUAGUUGAUUGUAAAAAUGCCUGGAGGUUUAGCAACAGAAAUACGUCAUCAUCCAAUGCGAAAUGGUGGUGGUGGCUUCUCCUGUAGCCAGUUCUAUGGAACUGGCUCACCGUCAUCGUUAUUUCAAAAUUUACUUAAGCGAAGUUGCUGCAGCACGACUGCGAAUAUUAAUGUUAAUAUUGAUGAGACGGACAAUAAUACAGCCAGCAACAAUAAUAAUAACGAUUUGUUGCAAAUUGGCAGUUUAAAACCACGCUAUAUAAUGGAUGACGUUUUUCAUCGGGAAGACGAACGGUUGAAGACUUUUGAUAAUUGGCCAUUGGAUUGGUUAAAUAAGAAUGAAUUGGCUAUGACAGGAAUGUUUUAUAUGGGCGAAGAAGAUAAAUGCAAGUGUUAUUUUUGUGAAGUCGAAAUUGGACGAUGGGAACGCGAGGAUCAGCCUAUGUCUGAGCAUUUGCGUUGGUCGCCGAAUUGUCCAUUGUUGCGUCGACGCACCACCAAUAAUGUACCCAUCAGCCCUGAAGCUUUAGAUAGCGUAUUGCCAGCACCUAGUUAUGAUAUCUGCGGCUUAAAUGAUACAAUCGAAGUACGCCCUCAAGCUAUUACUGAUGAAGUGCGACCCAGUACAGCAGCAGCAAGUACCAGUACCGUUGGCAGUGGCAGUGAUUGUAUUUCCUCCACCACAUUUUAUCCGGAAUUUCCCGAGUAUGCAAUUGAGACUGCACGAAUGCGUUCGUUUGCCGAAUGGCCGCGUCACAUGAAACAGAAACCUAAGCAAUUAGUUGAGGCGGGCUUCUUCUAUACCGGUGUGGGCGAUCGCGUGAGAUGUUUCAGUUGCGGUGGCGGCUUGAAGGAUUGGGGUGAAAAUGAUAAUCCAUGGGAGGAGCACGCUUUUUGGAUGAGCAAAUGUCGCUUUUUGAAACUAAUGAAAGGUCAAAACUAUAUAGAUGCCGUGCUAGAUAAACAAAAUAAAAAAGGUAAGGAAGCUGAAAAAUUAACGAAGGCUGAUUGUGAAGAUAGGGAAACAGAAUUGGGACCGGAAACGAUCGCAAUUCCUGCCGCCAAUGCGCAAGCAAAUGGCGCGGCAGCCGCCCCAUCAAUAUUAGAAGAAAAACCGAUUACAAAAUCCAUAAAUGAAAUGAAAGUUAAAUUCUUAACCAGUAUUCCCGAGGAAAAGAUAUGCAAAAUAUGUUAUGCUACCGAAUACAACACGACGUUUUUACCGUGUGGUCAUGUAGUAGCCUGUGCCAAGUGCGCCUCUUCGGUAACGAAAUGCCCAGUGUGCCGAAAACCUUUUACAGAUGUAAUGCGUAUAUAUUUUUCUUAAAAAUGAAUAACCCACAAACUUUGUCUCGAACUCUCCAACCUUGUCUUAUCUAUUCCUAAUUGAAGCACCUUC
Molecule: messenger RNA, 1595 nt
Organism: Glossina fuscipes
Lineage: Eukaryota; Metazoa; Arthropoda; Insecta; Diptera; Glossinidae
Gene: Diap1
Product: death-associated inhibitor of apoptosis 1
Exons: 2
Coding region: 213-1523 (436 amino acids)
Biological process (GO): negative regulation of apoptotic process; positive regulation of protein ubiquitination; regulation of cell cycle
Cellular component (GO): cytoplasm; nucleus
Molecular function (GO): ubiquitin protein ligase activity; cysteine-type endopeptidase inhibitor activity involved in apoptotic process
Source: RefSeq, a predicted model, not a curated record